Molecule: messenger RNA, 2070 nt
Organism: Camellia sinensis
Lineage: Eukaryota; Viridiplantae; Streptophyta; Magnoliopsida; Ericales; Theaceae
Source: RefSeq, a predicted model, not a curated record
AUGGAAUUGCCUCAUUCAAUUGGAAAUUUACUACAUCUAUGGUAUUUGGAUCUUUCUUACACAGAAAUCAAACAAUUGCCUGAAUUAGUUUGUACCAUGUAUAAUUUAGAAACACUAUUGCUCUAUGAUUGUUAUCAGCUCACUACCUUGCCGGUAAAUCUUCAAAAACUAAUUCAGUUGCGCUAUCUUGAUAUUACUGGAACUAAUUUACAGGAGAUGGCAAUGCAAAUGAGUCAAUUAAAAGGCCUUCAACUUUUAACUGCCUUUGUGGUGGGCAAGUCCAAGGGGUUAUGUAUUGAAGAGUUGAAGGAGUUUCGUCAUCUUCAAAGGAGGCUCUCCAUUUCAAGUUUGCAAAAUGUAACUAAUGGCAUGGGUGCAAUGGAGGCAAAAUUGGAGGAGAAAAUGUACCGUGAAGAACUGGUACUCGAAUGGAGUAGCAGUACCAAUGAUUCACAGAAUGAGAGAGAUGUUCUCAACAAGCUAAAACCUCAUACAAACUUGAAACGCCUUGAGAUUAAAAACUUUGGUGGCACAAGAUUUCCAGAUUGGUUGGGAGAUAAAUUAUUUUGUAAUAUAGUGCAUUUGUCUCUUGACAAUUGUGAGUAUUGCUUUUCCUUGCCACCAUUUGGUCAGUUGGCCCCUUUGAAAGACCUUGAAAUUUCAAGGAUGCAAGGAAUAACAAAGGUAGGCCGUGAAUUCUAUGGAGAUAGUUCUUUAAGCAAACCAUUUCAAUCUCUAGAGACCCUUAGAUUUAAAGAAAUGUUGGAGUGGGUGGACUGGUAUAUAUUAGAAUCUGGAGAGUUCUCUAAGCUUAAAGAGCUUCAAGUAAUCAAAUGUCCAAAGCUGAUUGGAGGCUUACCCAAACACAUUCCAUCUUGUGUGAGACUUGAGAUUCGCGAAUGCUCAAGACUUUUGUCCCAACUUUCGAAUAUUUGUGGCGCAGGCACAAGUGAAUUAGUAUUGAAAGGAUGUGAUGGGGUAGAAUUGGGGUGUCGAGGGUUUCCGCCCAUGCUUACAUACCUUUCAAUUAGCUAUUGUGAAGUUCUACAUUCUUUGCCGCCGAUACUUACAUGCCUUCCGAAACUAGUGUUCCCCAGAUCCAAGGAUAUGGAGAACUGCUACAAAUCCCUUGAAACUUUGUUCUUAUCAUCAUGUGAUGCUCUCAAACCCAUGUGGCUUGGAUUCUUUCCAAAGCUUCGAUCCCUAGGAAUCCGGUUUUGUACGAAUUUCAACAGUAUUACAGAUCUAAACAUGCUUGGGCUCCAAAAUUUGGCAUCUCUCGAGUCACUUUUCUUAAGUGGGUUCUCUAAUCUGAUAUCUUUUCCCCAAGGAGGACUACCCGGACUCAAGCUGACUAACUUUAGGAUCCGGCAAUGUAAGAAGCUCGAGUCGCUACCUGAAGGAAUGCAUGCCCUCUUCCCAUCUCUUCAAUCACUAGAAUUAGUUGGUUGUCGAGAAAUUAAGUCUUUUCCAGAAGGUGGGCUUCCCUCCAGCUUACGUUCACUUGAAAUCCAAAAUUGCAGCAAACUUACUGUUCGCCGAAGAGAAUGGGAUUUGCAAAGGCUCCCUUCUCUUAGACACUUCAGAUUAGUAGGUGGAGAUGGGGUGGAGUCCUUUCCGGAGGAGGGGUUGUUGCCCGCGACUCUUAUGUCACUCCGCAUUGAUUAUCUACCAAAUCUGAAAUCGUUGAACAACAGGGGCCUUCAACUCCUUGGCUCUCUCAAAUACAUUAAGAUUCUGGGAUGCCCUCAGCUCCAAUCCUUGGUCGAAGAGGGGCUUCCCACCUCUCUCUUUAUGCUGGAAUUCUUUGGCUGUCCAAUGCUAAAACCUCGUUACCUCAAGGGGGAAGGACAGGACUGGCAUAAGAUUGCUUGUGUCCCUGUCAUACACAUGGAUGGUGAAGUGAUCUUUGACCAACUCACUCUUCGUCCAGCAAUGGAUUCUCAACCUGGUACACUGGGAUUAGGGAUUGGUAAUGGUGAAUAUAACGAAUCAGUUGUGACAAUAAAGGAAGUAGGUGUGGAAUCUGUUAUUGAAGAGAUAAGAAGUCUAAGUGUCGUUUAUAUGUAA